Molecule: messenger RNA, 600 nt
Organism: Lichtheimia ornata
Lineage: Eukaryota; Fungi; Mucoromycota; Mucoromycetes; Mucorales; Lichtheimiaceae
Exons: 1
Coding region: 1-600 (199 amino acids)
Source: RefSeq, a predicted model, not a curated record
AUGCCAUCUGCAUUGCAAGUUGCUUGUCGUGUUGAUAAUGAUCGUCCGCAUCGUCGGUGGCAUCCCUUGUUCUUUCUCGAUUGGUGGAAUGGCAGCAGCUCUGUUUCUGAAGCACCAACAACAACACCCAAUGAGACCAAUUGCCUUGAUCAGGAAGACGACGACUUGCUUAGAAUAUGUGAACGUGUGGAACGGAACGAACGCGCACUUUUACUACUUGAGAAAAGUUUACGUGGAGAACGCGUUGACGACACAUUAUUGACAUCACCCUUCUCACCACGUUCACCACAACCAACAUCCCAUACCCAACAAGAACAAACAGCAUCAUCACCUCCACCACCACCACAACCACCACAACCAACACGACCUAAAACAACAUGUGAUGUGGGAGUACAAACGCAUCAAGAUCCACGUAUUUUAUUCUAUCAGCAACAAUUGGAAGCCAAGAUGGAUCAAUUUAAUGAACAAGAGCAAAUGAUUACACGAUUGCAGGAUCAUUUAGAGAUUGUCAAGGAACAACUCGAUGAAGCGAGAGCGAGAGCAGCAGCAGCAACACCGAUGGAUCACCAUCACCAUCCUUAUUCAUCAUCCACCAGAUAA